Molecule: messenger RNA, 1456 nt
Organism: Didymodactylos carnosus
Lineage: Eukaryota; Metazoa; Rotifera; Eurotatoria; Philodinida; Philodinidae
Source: the annotation of a GenBank genome assembly
CAAAUUUUGAUAUGAAAAUAUCAUCUAUACCAUUUUUCAUAUUUUCCUUUAACAAAGACAAUGUUCAUACAACUUUUUUCACCAAAAAAAUCAAGAUUAUAACAAAAUGUUCUGACUUCCCUAUCUUAUCCGAUUUGUUUUGACGUGUGGAAUAACAAAUGUCGUAGAACAUUUUGUUAUAAUCUUGAUUUUUUUGGUGAAAAAAGUUGUAUGAACAUUGUCUUUGUUAAAGGAAAAUAUGAAAAAUGGUAUAGAUGAUAUUUUCAUAUCAAAAUUUGAGUUUACCACUGUUUCUGCUUGAUCUGAACUUUCAGGCGUUUAUAUAAACAAAACUAAACUUAGAAUAAAUUUUGUUCUAUCUGUUACUGGAUGGUCGAAUGUAUUGCUUAUAUAAAAGAGAAAAACAAGACAAAAUGUGUGCAUGGAAAGGAGGAAAGAGAGGAGAAAUAAAGCAAAAGUAACAAAAUAGAAAAAUAAAAAAUUUACUAAAAGAAAUCGUUGAGAUUGUGGUCACACUUGAAAAGCUCAAAAUGGAAUUAUAAGAACCCCGCUGUCGGCGUCGUCUUGAAAUUCUGCAUAUACCAGCUUAGUUUCAUCAAGUUCGGUCCGACGUGGACCUUGCACUUAAUUUUCUAAUGCACCACAUUAGUUUACUCAGGCUUCAUGUCGUUCGCAAAAUUGUCGGUGCAUCGUGCAUUUUUAACUAAAUUUAUUUCUUAUUAUUAUAAAAUAUUCCUUUUCAAAAAUCUUUUUUGGUUUCUUUUGGAGUUUUGCGUUAGUGAUUUCUGAGAUAUUAAUUUUAUGAUUGGAUUAACGAAGAAUAUAUGUUACUGCUAGAUUUUUCAUUUUCAGACUAUAUGGUAUAAUGCCGUGUAUAUCUACACUGCGAGUACAAGCACCUUACAAUAACUGUCAUUCUGCCACCAUUUUAGUUCAUCAACUUGGUGGUAAUCAACCUGGUCGUCCUCAAUUAAUAAAUCCUGUUACAUUAUUUAAAUUUGUUCAGUUUUUUGACCAGCUAGAUUUAUGCGAUCAAUUCAUUAAUCAUAAUGAUAAUCAAAACAAAUCAAUAUCAUUAUUUACAUCAGGCGAAAAUAUUUUACAAAUGGGUGGCUAUUUAAGUCCUGUUAAUAGGCAGAUCACAAAUGCGAAUGUGUUUUGUAUGAAUACUGCUGCCAUUAUGACUACAGAAACGUGGAAAAAUCAAAAUGGUUAUGACAAAUUACACAAUAUUUUUAAUGCAAACAAAUUAGAAGAAGAAUUAAUCCAUUUUGGUAUUCGUUAUUGUAAGAUACUUAGAGAUGAAAAUAUGAGAAAUAAUAGGCGUGCAGAAGCACAAACGAACCAGUAUGAUGCAUUGCAGUUAAUCGUAGCGCUAGGUAUCAGCUUACAAACUUUCAUGGACGAACUUCCGGAUAAUGAUACGGCUGAACAGCCAUUCGAAUACCCGUUAUAA